AUGUACGCUCAGAUGCCAGAAAUCUACCUCUGCCCGUGCUGCAGCGAGUUCAGCAAGCGUGAGGAGCGCGAGCGUCUUCUGCGCGAGGCCCGCGACGCCAAGGAGGCUGAACGUCGCCGCCUCAUGCAGCUCGACGUCUUUGAGGAGCGUGCGCGGCCGCUGCCCUCAGGCGAUGUCCGUCGCAAGGCAUACCGACGAAUCAUGGAGGACGAUGAGCUGGUCGAGACAGCCCCGAGCGUGCCGCCACCGCCGAAGACAAUUGAUGACCUGCGUCGCGCCAAGAAGGAUCAGAAGGUGCCGAAGCUGAUCGUCACGGUCCACUGUGGUCGACACGUGAGCGCUGAGCACGAUGACCGGAUCUCCGUGAUCGUGCGCUGUGGUGCCUUUGAGGGGCAGACCGAAAAGGUGCUGCGCGGCAAGGAAGUGAUGGUAGCGUGGGAGGAGCUCUUCGAGUUCCCAUACAUCAACCACAACGAACCACUGGAGGUGCUCGUCGUGAACGAUGCGCUGCCCGAGAAGAAUGACCGGCUGAUCGGCGGCGUGGUGAUCCCGUGCAGCGCCCUGCAGGACCGCAGCCAUGGCGACCAGGAGCCGCUGCCGAUCAUGCCGGAGGGCAGCAUGCAGACUGGCUACGGCAGCUGCCAAGAAGGUCCGCUGGGCACCAUCGUGGCCUCUUGGUACCUGCGCGGCGCCGACGACAAGAUGGACGAGGAGGCGAUCGAGCAGCAGACGCUAAGCGUGCCGCUCGGCUGUACCUUUGUGGUUCACCACUUAUUCCAGUUCACCGACUACGGCGCGGAGCCGUACACCGGCGGUGUCCUGUGUGUGCUGCGCGACACGGACGACAACUGCUCCGAGUCAGUGCUCUACAAGCCUGGGACUCAGCCAGAGCCAUCGCUGUCGCCUUACUACGGCAAGGAUGGCUACUACUACCUCCCUGGGAAUCCGUCGCAGGUUAUGCAGCUCAACACCGAGAGGAAGCUGGGCCACAUCCUUGUAUGCGUACCGAAAAAGGAGGAGAGCUCCUCGGAGGAGGAGGAGCUUCUCGUCAUCGGCGCGGUGCCGCUGGAGUUCGAGCGUCUGUACAACAAGGGAAACGCAGUGCUGCUGAUUGAGUCCAAGUCGAAAGAAGACGCUCUCUGGGGCGAGAUCGAGGUUGAGUGGGUGAACAAACCGCUGGAUGAUUUGGACCCGCACCCUUCCUUGCUGGCGGUGCAGAAGGAGUCGCUGUUCUUUACCGUCGUCCGCGGCUUCAACCUUGUGCGCCGUGACGGCGAGCCCGUAGCGGAGGGCUACGUGUCUGUUGCCUCUGGCGAGCUGGAGGGUGUCACCGUGGAGGCGCCGGCCGUCCAGGGCUCCGACGGUAACAACGUCAUCAACUGGAACCAGGAGGUCCGCUUUGUGGAGGUGGAUCCAGCUCAGAAGGUUGUGGAAGUGCAGGUGUACGAGAAGGAUCGCCUCAUUUCUGUCGGCCAGUGCGAGCUGGACGACGAUGAUGAGGGGGUGGUUAUCGUUCAGAUGUUCCAUGCCGCGAACAUCAACGAAGAAGCUGGCGAAGUCGUUGGAAGCUACAAGCGUCUGCACGCCCCGCUGCCGGUGGGGGAGGACAUAUACCGGAAGCGCACUGCUGCCGAGGAAGCAGCCUACAGGGGUGCUGAUGAGGAGGACGAAGAGCAGGAGGAAGCUCACCGUGCCGCCGAGAUGGAUGAGAGUAACGUGCACGAAGACGAAGAGGAGGAAGAGAACGAAGAGGAGGAGCCGCAGGCGACGCGAGCAACCCCGAUGGCUGAUCGCGACAUGAGCAUCAACGAGGAUCUCUAUGAGAAAGAGGUCGACGAGGCCGCGCCGCAUGAGACGCCUCAAUGGCAGAGGAGCCAACGGGAAGAGCAGCGGCCCGACGAGGAGGAAGAAGAAGCGCCAGAGCAGCAGGAGUACCUCGAAGAGGCCCAGUCUGAGAAAGAGCUGCAAGAGGAUGCGGAGCAAGAGCCGCAGCUUGAGCCGGAAGUCGAGGAGGAGCUGCAGCCCGAGGAGGCUGAAGAUGCGGAGCAUCAGGUUGAAGAGGCCUUGGAAGAGGUGUCAGAGCCCGAAGAGGGGGAAGAGGGGCUGCAGCGGCCUGCAGCAGCGUCGGAAGAGGUGUGGCAGCCCGAAGAGGAGGAGCACCACGGAGAGCUGCACCGCCACGAGUACGAGCCGGAAGAGGCGCAUCAGUCGGAGGUCGGCGAGUUUGAGGCUGAGCACUACUGCGCCGCGUCGCGGUCUGCCGGCACGCCUACAUCGGAGGCGGAGGCGGCGGCGGAGGCGGAGGCGGAGGCGGAGGCGGAGGCGGAGGUGGAGGCGGAGGCGGAGGUGGAGGCGGAGGCGGAGGCGGAGGCGGGGGUGGAGGCGGAGGCGGUGGCGGCGGCGGUGGCGGAGACGGAGGCGGUGGCGGUGGCGGAGGCGGCGGCGGUGGCGGCGGCGGUGGCGGAGGCGGAGGCGGAGGCGAAGGCGGAGGCGGAGGCGGAGGCGGAGGCGGAGGCGGCUUACGAUGCUACCGCCGGCGGACGGCAGCGCCGCCGUCCGUCGUGGGUGUCGCCUGCCACCAAACGCAGUGGCUACAAGCAGCCAUGGUAUCCGUCUGGUGCUCCGGAAACAGAUCAGCACAUUCCCUUCUCCAAGACUAAGCUGUCAAAGAAGAACAUCGAGAGCAUUCGACAGCUGGAGACGUGCAAGUCGCGCAUCGAGGAGGAGUCGGUGCGCCGUAGCAGCACCCCUCGCCGCUCAAGCACGCGUGGUCUAUCCCCCAGCUCCCAGUAG
Messenger RNA from Leishmania major strain Friedlin, 2793 nucleotides. RefSeq lists its product as hypothetical. The record is from RefSeq and is a predicted model, not a curated record. Gene Ontology annotation, biological process: regulation of DNA-templated transcription. Gene Ontology annotation, cellular component: RSF complex. Bases 1 to 2793 code for a protein of 930 amino acids. Lineage: Eukaryota; Euglenozoa; Kinetoplastea; Trypanosomatida; Trypanosomatidae. The transcript has a single exon.